Molecule: messenger RNA, 1034 nt
Organism: Triticum dicoccoides
Lineage: Eukaryota; Viridiplantae; Streptophyta; Magnoliopsida; Poales; Poaceae
Exons: 1
Coding region: 16-735 (239 amino acids)
Source: RefSeq, a predicted model, not a curated record
CCGGGGAGCGGAGCCAUGGCGGAUCACAGCGACGGCCCGGCUAUCGAGAUCCUUCGGGAAGAUCCCGCCGCGUCAGAAGACGAGGAGGAGGAGGAGGGGGAGGGGUUCACGUUCGCGGCGGCGACGCAUGUGGGCGACGGGUGCGCGAUCGGGCCCGUGUACCUGGUCUUCGGCCGCCCGCGUUCGCCGGCGGAGCAGGAGGUGGAGGAGGAGGAUGCCGGCACGGCCACCGUGCGGGUGCCGCUGAGGCAGCUUCUCCUGGAGGAGCGGGGGUCCUCCUCCUCGUCGUCAGGGAAACGAGCGGACGAAGAAGAAGAAGAAGGAGACGACGAGCUGGACGGGGUGCCGGCGGAGACCUACUGCCUGUGGUCGCCCGGGACCUCGCCGUCCCCGUCCCCGUCGCCGUCGCGGUGCCAGAAGAGCGGGUCGACCGGGUCGGUCCUGCGGUGGCGCCAGCGGCUGCAGGUGGGGCGGAGCCACAGCGACGGCAAGGAGAAGUUCGUGUUCCUGCAGCCACAACAGGACGCCGCCGGCUCCCCGGGCCGCAGGGGAGGGACGGGGGCCGGCGAGCCGCGCGGCCGCGGAGGAGUCCACGGCUGGAGCCACCGCGGCAGAGGCGGGAGCGGCAGGGGAAGCCCCGGGCGCAGGGCGUCGACAUUCCUCCCGUACAAGCAGGACCUCCUCGGGCUCUUCGCCAACGCCGGCGCAUUCCGCCGGAGCUACCACCCCUUCUAACCAACCAACCAACCAACGUCAGCCGUCAUCGUCGACCCAUCUUCACGCCGAUCGGGUGGUUGCCCUGCAUUUUCGUUCUUUCUUUCUUUCUUUCAGAUUGUGAUCCCUGAUCAGUACGCGGCGUGUAGAAUUUCUUGGCUUCUUUUCGUACAUAUACAGUGACAGUAGCAGCUGGCAGAUCAGAUUAAAUCCAACAUUGUGAGUAGUUUGUGCAGCAAUUUCUUCAGUUGCAAAUUGAGUUGCGGUGACAAGAAAUUCUUUGCAGUUAAGCAAACAUUCCCAAGAAAUUGUUGACGACC